This is a messenger RNA of Schistocerca nitens (vagrant locust), 1361 nucleotides long. It is a transcript of the gene Snx21, whose product is annotated as sorting nexin-20. Gene Ontology annotation, biological process: protein transport. The transcript has 6 exons. Gene Ontology annotation, molecular function: phosphatidylinositol phosphate binding. The record is from RefSeq and is a predicted model, not a curated record. NCBI's taxonomy places the organism in Eukaryota, Metazoa, Arthropoda, Insecta, Orthoptera, Acrididae. Gene Ontology annotation, cellular component: early endosome membrane. The coding region runs from base 123 to 1112 and encodes 329 amino acids.
AGUAGUGAAGUAGUGGGGGUGGGGAAAGGUAAACAAAUGUUCGCAGUUCACAGCGUUGGUAGCAAAUUUACAUAGAUGAAGUAUUAUUACUUCCACAGGCAGCGGCCAACGUGGGACGCAAAAUGAAUGAUAAAACGGAUAACCUUCUGAAUGGUGGCCAGGAUCUUGAAAACCUGGUUCUUGGUGAGGAACCAGAUACACGACUGGAACAAGGAACACUGAGCUUUAGUGAGACCCCAGGGGCGCGUAGUGAAGCCAGUGCCCAUAUAAAGUCGUGGUCCAAGGUGAAACGAGGUGUUAUUAGCAAUCACAAUUCAACCGAGGAAAAUGAAGCGGAUGAUGCAGCCAUUUUUGCAGAGCCUGUUCUCAAGUUUGAAAUAGUGUCUGCGAGGACAGUAGAAAAAGAAAAUGAAAAGAAACAUGUGGCAUACACAUUAAUGAUUCGUAAGGAUGGUGUACAACCUGAUCCAAACCCUGCUGUCAUCGAGCGACGUUACACAGAUUUCCUUGAACUUUAUGAUGGAUUGCGGCGAAACUUUCCAGCGUUAAUGACAGGCAUCCCUUUCCCCAGAAAGGUCUUGACAGGAAAUUUGAAUCCUAGUCUCAUAUCUGCCCGAAGUUCAGGAUUUGAGGUUUUACUGGAACAUAUAGGUCGUGAAACACAGUUGAGAGAGUCUGCUGCCCUCAUGAACUUCUUACAGAACAGGGAAGAGGCAGAAGCUCGGCAUUGGAUGCAAGCUCAGCAGUAUGACCAAGCUGUCCCCCUUCUUGAAAACAUCUUCAGAUUGCUCAAUAAAUUGUACACUGACAGGCAUCCAGCAGUCCUGUUGGCACUGUGCCGUCUUGUAGCAUGCAGCCAUGCAGCAGGAGAGUCUGCACGCCCUGAACGUUUUGCUGAUUUAGCUUUGCAUCGCUAUGAAGCUGUAAGUGAUAUUGAUUUGUUGCGUUUUUAUGUACCACUGCUACAACUUUGUGUUCGGCUGUGGUGGGCACUUGGACGUGACAAAAGACCCCUGGAAGCAAGGUUAGACGACCUCCGUCGCCGUGGUAUAAAAGUUGAUGGAUGUCCAUCUCUUUUAGAUGCUAUUACAGAGUUUGACUGCAAGAAGUAACUAGCCUGUGCAGUCUUACUUUCCUCAUUUCAGAAUACUUUUAUCCCUAAUGUGGUAAUUAUGUUUGCUCUUUUUUCCAAUUCAGAUCCGAUUUUAUCAAGCAACACUUUUUUCUUUUAAAACUUAUUUUUUAUAUUAGCUUUAGGAUAUAUUGCAAUUUUAGAUAGGAGAUUGGUGUACUGAAACACCAAUAAAAUGUUAUGUGCUGAUAAAAUUAAAAUAUGUUACCAGUUUCAUAGGUAUUAUUCA